AUGGAACCUGCCGGCUGCUCUCUUGAAGAGGCAAUAUUGGAAGAGCAACAACGAGCAUCGAGAAAGCUCCCGCCUUUGUGUUGUGGUGUAGGUGUUCGACAUGGAGCAAUGAAAGCCCUUAAGACCAUGCACGCCAAGGGAUUGGUACAUGGCGACAUGCAGCUAAAUAACAUCAUGUUCGAUAUCGGUACCGGCCAGGUCAAGUCGAUUGACUUUGGCCUCACUAAGCUAGGGGGACGAGCCGAGCAGAAGAGAGAGCUAGAGUAUCUGAACGACUUGUUGCUGGAAGCUGAGGAACACGCCGCCAAAUAG
Molecule: messenger RNA, 312 nt
Organism: Peronospora matthiolae
Lineage: Eukaryota; Oomycota; Peronosporomycetes; Peronosporales; Peronosporaceae
Source: the annotation of a GenBank genome assembly